AUGAGUGAAAAUGAGGGGGAUCUCCAGCGAGAUGGGCUGGAGGCAGCCGAACCCUGCGGGGCCAUUUCGGACUUUUUCGUGAGGGAAGCUUCUCCUGCGGGCUGCGGCCAGGAAGCGUCCCGUCCGAGGCCAGGCCUUCUCUCCCCAGAGACGGGGCUGGAGAAGAGUUCUCGCUGUGGUUUUCGCAAGCGGAAGGAGACAGUGGUGCACCAGCGAGCAUUCAUGGGAGAGAAGCCCUACAUCUGCAUCGAGUGCGGGCAGAGCUUCAACCGCAGCUCCGACCUGAUCCGCCACCAGAGGAUCCACACCGGGGAGAAGCCGUACAUGUGUGCCGACUGUGGCAAGAGCUUCAGCCGACGCUCCCACCUCAUCCAGCACCAGCGCGUCCACACGGGUGAGCGGCCGUACCAAUGCAAGGACUGCGGGAAGAGCUUCAGCCAGAGCACCCACCUGGUGCAGCACCAGCGCAACCACACUGGCGAGAGGCCUUAUGUCUGUGCCAAGUGUGGGAGGAACUUCUACCAGAACUCGGGCCUGCUCCGCCACGCCAACUUUCACACGGGCGAGAAACCCUACAAGUGCCCCCAGUGCGGGAAGCGCUUCAGUGACAGUUCCAACCUCAUUGCCCACCAGCGGCUCCACACGGGCGAGAAGCCCUACAAGUGUGCUGACUGCAACAAGUGCUUCAGUGAGAGCUCUAAGCUGGUCAUCCACCGGCGCGUCCACACAGGUGAGAAGCCAUAUUUGUGCCCUGACUGUGGAAAGAGUUUCAGCCAGCGCUCGCACCUUGUCCAGCACCGUCGCACCCACACUGGGGAGAAGCCCUACAAGUGUGCUGAGUGUGGGACCUGCUUCAGUGACAACUCUACCCUCAUCCGUCACCGUCGUACCCACACUGGGGAGAAACCUUUCAAGUGCUCCCACUGUGGGAAGAGCUUCAGUCGCAACUCCUACUUAGUCUCACACCAGCGGGUGCACAUGGGAGAGAAACCCCUUAGGUGCUGUGACCAUGGAAAGGGUUUUGAUGGGAAUUCUGACCUGACUCAGCAUCAGCUGGUUCACACCGGAGAGAAGCCUAAUCUGCAUGCUCCUUGUGGGAAGAGCUGGAGCAAGGAUUCAUCCCUUACUCAGCAUCAAUGA
Nipponia nippon (crested ibis) is the source of this 1140-nucleotide messenger RNA. Lineage: Eukaryota; Metazoa; Chordata; Aves; Pelecaniformes; Threskiornithidae. The record is from RefSeq and is a predicted model, not a curated record.